CACACAUCCUCGCCUUCAACAUCCUGAACCAUGUUUCGACUCUCGUUUCUGCUGGCCACGACGCUCUCGUUGGCGCUGUGUCGGGGACUUCCCAGUAAACGGAUUGAGGAAUUCGUGUGUCCUGAGGGCGGAUGGACACUCGUAGAGACAUCGUGCUUCUUGGUGUCCAACGCUUCCGGCAACUGGUUCGAAGGACAAAGCUUCUGCAAGGGUUUCGAAGCCUCGCUCGCUUCGGUGUCCAGUGAUGUUCAGCAAGAGGCUCUCACAGGUUUGCUGACUGGAGACACCUGGAUUGGUCUCAGCGAUCUUCAAGGGGAACACACGUAUUCUUGGGAUGAUGGAUGUCCCCUCGAGUACUCCAGGUGGGCGAAAGGUGAACCAAGCAACUCAGGAAGUUUCUGGGUCUUCGGCGAUAGUGAAGACUGCGUCGAGAUGCGGCAGGAGGUCGGGUAUCUGUGGAAUGACGCUCACUGCGAGGACUCCAAGCUAUUCAUGUGUAGUCGCCCAGCUGAUCCAGCGCCCACCACCACUACCACCACCACCACAACCACCACUACGACAACUACCACCACUCCAGCACCCGCCUGUGAGGAAGGAUGGGAGAUUUACGGUCUGUCUUGCUACCGAGUGAGUGAAAAUACGGCGUCCUGGACUGAGGCCAAAGAUAGCUGCAUUGGUCUCGGAGGCGUGUUGGCUUCCAUCAGCAGCGAGGACGAGCAGACGUUCGUGAGCGGUCUGCUGACUCGCAGCGCCUGGAUUGGUCUCAGCGAUCGGAAUACUGAAAACGAGUUUGCAUGGGAGGACGAGAGCCAGUCUAACUAUACAAGCUGGAAGGAAGGGGAGCCUAAUAACCACCUAGCGUUCCUGACCUUUGGCGUGGGCGAGGACUGUGUCGAGAUGAAACAGGAAUACAGCUUCCUCUGGAAUGAUGAGAAUUGCUCCGCGAACAGGGCGUUUGUGUGCGAACGACCUGCAGAGUAACGGCGGUGUAUCCUUCCGAGUUACAAGUUUCCAAGGAAAAGCCUUCCCUGACUCGUUCUGAUCCACGUUACUGUAUACGAUAUGCAAUAAAUCGAACAGAGCAUCAA
Penaeus chinensis is the source of this 1088-nucleotide messenger RNA. Its product is annotated as macrophage mannose receptor 1-like. Bases 31 to 981 code for a protein of 316 amino acids. The transcript is spliced from 8 exons. The record is from RefSeq and is a predicted model, not a curated record. Lineage: Eukaryota; Metazoa; Arthropoda; Malacostraca; Decapoda; Penaeidae. Gene Ontology annotation, molecular function: signaling receptor activity.